CCGCUUUCAGUACGCAAGGUCGGAAAACGACACCGGCCUUUUGCUAUAUAUACUUUCGUCCGCCCCUCUCAAGCUGAAAGAGAAAGGGGUCGAACUGCUCAAUCCCCAUGCUACCUCAAUCACAUAAAAUAUGUCAAAGUUGGACCGGCACACCCUCUUGAUAGAUGAUGAAGUGGCGGCAUUUUUGAAGUCUGUUAAGACUCGUCAGACUGUCGACAUAGAAGCGGCGGGUACUCUUCCGCGGAAGUGUGAUGAGAAGAAUCCUCUCCAGAACAAUUCUUCUGAUGCUGUUCGUAGGAAGAUUCCAGUCAAGAAAACCGACAGCAGCAGUCCCAAACCGGGGCUAGUCCCAGUCUUGGCUGGCUCCCCAUGGAAACAUUACACACAAGAAUAUUUCAUUGAGUACUGGUGCUUGUUUGCAAUAGCAACUAGCAAGACGAGCCGUGAGAAUCUUCACAUGAUUCGUUCUGCGCCGGCCCUGAACGACGAAAAGCUCCAGAUCAUCCGCCAGAUAUGCCACCCAAACGUGGUUGAGACCAUGGAGGUCUACUCGCACGACGAUGGGAACCAUUAUAUCGUGUCUCGUAUGAUGGAAUCGUCUUUGAUGCACGUUUGUCGAGCUCCGGAAUACCCAUCGGAGUCACAGCUUAGUUCAAUAUUAUUCCAGGUGCUCUCUGGGUCGGAAUACCUUAUUAGCAAAGGGCUCGUACCCGAGUCAAUUACUUGUGCCGGGGUCCUGAUCAAUCUCGCUGGUGAGGUCAAGAUCAGCAAUAUUGAGGAAUUUCAGCCAGGAGGAAAAGGACCGGAAGCCAAGAUUGGUCUAUCGAAUUUGGAUCGCUGGUCCCCUGAAGCUGUUAACAUGCUUAGUUUGUUAGACUCAGGGCCGAGCAUGGAGGAAUUAGCCAAGCAUGGCUUCUGGAAAAAAGGAAGGAAAGAAGAUUUGAAAUCGCUUGCUUAUUUUACUCUGAUUACUGCAUAUCAUCGUAGGUCUUGAAAUGUACCGGAAAGACAGCUGAAUGUCGAGAAAGGUACUGAAACAAGUGUCGAAUCCAUGUUAUGAAAAUGAACUCCGAGGAUAAGGCUGCUGAUGACUAAUGUUGGAAGCAUGUGCCUUUCUCAGGACAGCAUGAAUUAUGAAAGCCCCAUCUGUAGGCUUGUUGUGUGAUUGAACU
Molecule: messenger RNA, 1172 nt
Organism: Fusarium redolens
Lineage: Eukaryota; Fungi; Ascomycota; Sordariomycetes; Hypocreales; Nectriaceae
Exons: 3
Coding region: 131-994 (287 amino acids)
Biological process (GO): protein phosphorylation
Molecular function (GO): protein kinase activity
Source: RefSeq, a predicted model, not a curated record